AUGAACAAAAGAAACAUGUACUCCGUCCCCGAUCUAUCAACAAAAGAUAUAAUAUCAUAUCUUGCAGAGCUGAACAUCAAUAUAUCACCCGCUGACAUACUCAAACCAUCUAUUGCAGUAACGUCUGCAAUCUACGAUUCGCUUUUGGAGGCCUUCGAGGGCAAGGGUCUGCCAGAUGGAGAUGAGCCUCUCCAGGUGAUAAAGCAAGUCCAGAGAAUGGGCAAUUUGCUCGGCAAAAUUGGAAUCGGCAACUUUACAGUUAGAGACGUCAACCCAGACUCGCGUAGGCUUGUCCAGAUUCUCUCUACACUUAUUAAUUUUGGUAUGUAUCGUGACAGCAAAAAGCAGAUAUACGAGCAAGCCAGUAAAAUAGCCGAUGAUAAUUUUGCAGUAAAGAAAAGACUUGAAUCCCAGCUUGCAUCCACAAAGGAAGCAAUAGAAAAGGUGCAAACGGAGUUGGCCGAGAAUGCUAAAUUAAAGGAAAAUCUUGAAAACGAAAUAUCCAAUCUGGAGAGUGAGCUUAAGGAGUUCUACAAGUAUCAAAAAGAGAAGAUGAAUGAAGUGAGUCUCUUAAAAACUGAAAAGAUUGAAAUUGGAGAUAAGCUCUGCUCCUGCCAGCUGCUUGAGCAUAAUCUAAAACAGGAAAUAACUUGUCUCCGCACCCAAAUUGUGAGCGAUCCAACAAAGCUGCUAGAGCUCGUUGAAGAAAUGAGAAGCUUGAUUGAAAAGGAAAAGGAAUCUAUACGGAAUAUUGAAAAAAGCAUCCAAGAGCAAAGCUUGGUUCUAAACAAGCAGAAUAAGUACUGGGAGCAAGUAGUGAAGAUGCAUUCCAUAGUAAAAGAACUAAAUGUAAUCGAGGAAAGAAUUGAGAAGUUUGAACAAAACAUUUUAAUGUCAGAAAGCAAGCUCAAAAACUGGGACAGCAGCAUAAAUGCCCUGAAGAUUAGGAUAAAUCACAUUGAAAGACAGGUGUCGCAUCUCGAAAGCAAAAUUUUUAAUCUUCAAAGUAGAGACAAAAAGGUUUCCGAGGAAAUUUCAGCAAAGAUAGCAAACUUGAGGAUGAAGUAUGAUUCGGUAAAUUCAGAAAGAGAGCAGUUGCUAGAAAAGGUGAGAAACAAUAACAAACUGGUCCAAGACGUGCUGUUUGAAAAGGUAAAGAAGAGUGGAGAACAUGAAAGAGAGUGUGCAGAGAUUGCUGGGCUGCUUGUAAAUUUAAAUGGGGAAAUUGAGUUAUUUUUCAAUGAAUUGAAGAAUGUAGUCAAUCAGUAA
This is a messenger RNA of Vittaforma corneae ATCC 50505, 1269 nucleotides long. RefSeq lists its product as uncharacterized. Gene Ontology annotation, cellular component: Ndc80 complex; kinetochore. The coding region runs from base 1 to 1269 and encodes 422 amino acids. The transcript has a single exon. The record is from RefSeq and is a predicted model, not a curated record. Lineage: Eukaryota; Fungi; Microsporidia; Nosematidae.